GGACUUCCGGCGGGAACACAGUUUCCGUUCGGGGGCGGGACUUCCCGUCGGGGCGGACGUACGUCCGGGCGUUCGGUGUGUGGUGCCCGCACGUGGCGCGCGCGUAGGGCGCGGCGGCCACUGAACGGUUCUGAGGCGGGCGUUAGCGCAGAGGCCGUUGGGCCGGCUGGCGGAACCGUCCCUGUGCUGCUCCCGCCAUGGACUACCGGCGGUUGCUGAUGAGUCGGGUGGUCCCCGGGCAGUUUGACGACGCGGACUCCUCGGACAGUGAAAACAUUGACUUGAAGACCCUCAAAGAGGAAGAUGAUGUUGUGUUUGAAGACCUUCAGAGUAACGCCAGUGAGAAGAUGGGCGAAAGUGAGCCGGAAGAGGAGGAGGGCGGAGACUAUGAUGACGACGAUGACUGGGCGUGGGGCGAUGGCGUGGGAAAGCUCACCCGGUGUUACGCUUCAGGUGGAGGGAGUAACCCUCAGGCCAAUAGACAGACUCCCAGCUUCAAUGCAGCCAAAAUGUCUACUCCAGCAGACAAAGUUUUACGGAAAUUUGAGAAUAAAAUUAAUCUAGAUAAGCUAAAUGUUACUGAUUCUGUAAUAAAUAAAGUCACCGAAAAGUCUCGACAAAAGGAAGCAGAUAUGUAUCGCAUCAAAGAUAAGGCAGACAGAGCAACUGUGGAACAGGUGUUGGACCCCAGAACACGAAUGAUCCUGUUCAAGAUGCUGACAAGGGGAGUCAUAGCGGAGAUCAAUGGCUGCAUCAGCACCGGAAAAGAGGCUAAUGUAUAUCAUGCUAACACAGCAAAUGGAGAGAGCAGAGCGAUCAAAAUUUACAAAACUUCAAUCCUGGUGUUCAAAGACCGGGAUAAGUACGUCAGUGGGGAAUUCAGAUUUCGCCAUGGCUACUGUAAAGGCAACCCCAGAAAAAUGGUGAAAACGUGGGCAGAGAAGGAAAUGAGGAACUUAAUCAGGUUAAACACAGCAGAGAUUCCAUGCCCAGAACCCAUCCUGCUGCGAAGUCACGUUCUCGUCAUGGGUUUCAUCGGCAAAGAUGACAUGCCAGCGCCGCUCUUGAAAAACGUCCAGUUAUCAGAGUCCAAGGCUCGGGAGUUGUACAUGCACGUGAUCGAGUACAUGAGGAGAAUGUACCAGGACGCCAGGCUGGUGCAUGCGGACCUCAGUGAAUUCAACAUGCUGUACCAUGGCGGAGGCGUGUACAUCAUCGAUGUUUCUCAGUCCGUGGAGCACGACCACCCACAUGCCUUGGAGUUCUUGAGAAAGGACUGCGCCAACGUCAAUGAUUUCUUUCUUAAGCAUGGCGUUGCCGUGAUGACUGUGCGGGAGCUCUUUGAAUUUGUCACGGAUCCAUCAAUCACAUCCGAGAACAUGGAUGCGUAUCUCUCAAAGGCCAUGGAAAUAGCAUCUCAAAGGACCAAGGAAGAAAGGUCCAGCCAAGAUCAUGUGGAUGAAGAGGUGUUCAAGCGAGCUUACAUUCCUAGAACCUUGAAUGAAGUGAAAAACUAUGAGAGGGAUAUGGAUAUAAUGAUGAAACUGAAGGAAGAGGACAUGGCCAUGAACGCCCAGCAGGACAACAUUCUAUACCAAACUGUCACGGGACUGAAGAAAGAUCUGUCGGGUGUUCAGAAGGUCCCUGCACUCCUGGAAAGCCAGGCUCAGGAAGAGACUCGUUCUGAUUCAGAAGAUGCAGGGAGCGCGGAGUGCUCUGACACGGACUCUGAGGAGCAGGGGGAUCACGCCGGCUCCAGGAAGCCCCCUGCCAACCUUGAAGUUGAUAGAAAGGAAAGAAAAAAGAUGGUCAAAGAAGCCCAGAGAGAAAAAAGAAAAAACAAAAUUCCUAAACACGUGAAAAAAAGAAAGGAGAAGGCAGCCAAGAUGAAAAGGGGCAAAUAGAACCAGGACGGUAUCAUGUACAGUAAUUUUCCAUCGGUUACGUUUCGUGCCUGUGCACUGAGCUGCCUCUGGAGGACUGGUUAUUGAUUUUAACCAAAUGGUUUUUACUGCAGUGUCCUGGAGGACCAGUUUUCAUGUAAUUAUGUAAACAGCUCUGACCUCUAUUGUCUAGGUCCAUUCCCUAGCUCUGUGUAGUAUUAAUAGAGGAUUUAUUUAAGCCACUAUUUUAAUGAACUUUAUACAAUUUUAUUUUUGUAUAUUUUUAUCUUCUGCAAUGUUGCUUUUAAAGCAUUCUAAUUAUUUGAACAUAUUGAGCAUUCCCGCCCUUUGUGUAAGUGUAAAGGCACUUUGGACAAAUUUA
Molecule: messenger RNA, 2265 nt
Organism: Bubalus bubalis (water buffalo)
Lineage: Eukaryota; Metazoa; Chordata; Mammalia; Artiodactyla; Bovidae
Gene: RIOK1
Product: RIO kinase 1
Exons: 17
Coding region: 198-1904 (568 amino acids)
Biological process (GO): maturation of SSU-rRNA
Cellular component (GO): cytosol; preribosome, small subunit precursor
Molecular function (GO): ATP binding; protein serine/threonine kinase activity
Source: RefSeq, a predicted model, not a curated record